AUGGCCGACGCUGACAACGAUUCGAAUUCGACCGUUGAGCUCCACCGUGACGACGAUUUGGCCCUUGAUCUAGCGCCCUUCGAGAGCCGUAAUAGAGGCGCUAGGGGCCAUUCGAACACCUCUCUCCUGCCCCAGGAAAGCUACGACUACGAUAGUAUUGACAGCAUCCAGCUACCGUUUCUUGCCGAUUCCAUAAGACAAGAUGCUUUUUAUCAUUUCGAGCGCAUCAAAGAAUUGGAGCCACCAAGAAACCCUGAUAGUGGGAGUGGUAGCGAGAGCUCCGUUAGCGGGUCUAUGAUUCAUGUUGAAUCCUACGAAACGAUGGAGGCGGAUCGCCUUCGCGGUUUAACAAUAUUUCGGGAUCUAUUGCUGGCCGACCUCACAAGCCUGCUUAACAAGAUCCAGGAACUAGAACAUAAGCUUCUAGGAAGGAAACAACAAUAUCAGAUGUUUGACCUCAUCCCCCACGAGUUAUUGACAGAAACAGAGCGCGCAACUAUACUAACGCACAUGCGCGCACCAUUUAGAACCAGGAGGAUACAUUGUGGACUAGGUCUUGGGCUUGUGGGGAUGAGUGCUCGUUGGUUCAAACCGCUCAUCUUGACAUCAUCCUACGACCAUUAUUUCCAGAGCUAUAGGUCAGAGAUUAGAAGGAUUUGCACUAUCUUCGCCGCGAUUGGCGUAUACACCUUGUACGCGUUACAUUCUGCGCAUAGGUAUAAAAAAGCCGUGGCCUCUACUUCUAAUAUGAGAAAGGAAAUAGCUAGAUUUGUCCGCCGGGUUGAGGGGAAGGAACCUUUGGUUGAUAAGGAUAUCGAGUGUUUGAAGGGAGCAAAAUGGGAUCAGGUGCCGUGGAAAGAGGUGGAGACUGAGCCCUCGUGGAAAUUGAUGUCGGGUUUAUAA
This is a messenger RNA of Morchella sextelata, 903 nucleotides long. RefSeq lists its product as uncharacterized. Lineage: Eukaryota; Fungi; Ascomycota; Pezizomycetes; Pezizales; Morchellaceae. The record is from RefSeq and is a predicted model, not a curated record. Bases 1 to 903 code for a protein of 300 amino acids. The transcript has 2 exons.